UUGUAAAUGCUUUGACCACCUUAAUCCCACAUCAGGGUUUAGAACAUUUAACAUGAGAAGGAUGGCUUCACACUGUAGCCUAAAACCCAGUCACUGAUCAGAAAAGAGCUUCAUUUUGAGAUAAUUUUAAAGUACCAAACCCUAUAUAUAUAUAUUUCUUUAUUUUGUACUUAUUAAAAUGUAUUUACUGUAAAUUAGCUGUUAAAAUAGAGUGGUAUUGAUCAUAAUUCCAAUAGAAUCUGAUGCGCUAAAAUACUAGGGAUACAAACUCACCGCAAGACAACAUGUUAAUCAGACUAUCACCUUUUUACGUUUUGAUCACGUUGCUGCUCAUUUUUGCACUGUCCCAAUGUGUGGAUUUAAAAGCUGCGAAACAUAUAACAGGAGAAACCGAGGAGCAGAAUCGCCGGGAAGUAGGCAAAGCUUUUCCCGGGCAAGAGAGCGUUUCUUUGGCUACACAGUUGUCUGGCACCCCGAAAGAGAGCGUUGCCAAAACUAGCCUGAAGACCAAAAUCCCAAAUAUCAAAGCGCCAGGAAAAGCUGGCAAAGUUGCAACAAAUUCAACUAAAAAAGCGAAGAAAUUAAUCGGCGCCCAUGUGUGCGGCACUAGAUGUUGUUCUGGAUGGAGCCUGGCCCCCAAGACCAAGAAAUGCACCAAACCUCAGUGCGCCCCCCGGUGUCUGAAUGGGGGACUGUGUGAAAGGCCCCACACGUGUGUCUGCAAGCCUGGCUUCGAGGGACCCAGGUGCGAGACAACCAGCACCUCCCAGGGACUGUCGACCCCCAUCCCCACCUCCCCUCCCACGUCCCCCAGCUCCACCACUUCAUCCCUGGGGGCUGUCCGGGCAGGCAGGGCGCACAAGGAACCUGAGAGGGGUCCCAGGACACCGUCCCAGACCCCCAAGAAACACAGCACAGUGCGCUGGCAUCCUUUAACGCUGAAGGAGGCUCAGUCUGUGCUUCAGAAGAAGUUGUCGGGGUCAGGCGGCCUGCCUGAGAAGAUGACCGCCCUGCUGUCUAAACACGUGGAGGCCCAGCGUGGGAAGCUGCUGUCCGCGGGGCUGCUGGUGGUCAAGGAGUCAAGCGUGAAGAUCGUCCGCACUUCGCAGGGGGAGUACACCGUCUACCGGACCCCCGCACCAGCUAGGAAUCAAAACACUGCGGGCGAACGCAUUAAGGUGCUGUUCACUCCAACCAUCUGCAAGGUGCGUUGUGCUGGGGGUCGCUGUACCAACCACUGCGAGAGAGGCAAUGUCACCACUGUCUACAGCUCUGAGAGGGGGUAUUCACCACCUGGGGCUGGCUUCAGAGUCUUCUUAUGCCCGCUGCUGUGUCAGAACGGCGGAAUUUGUAUGCAGAAGGACCAUUGUCUCUGCCCACCGAACUUUACCGGGAAAUUCUGCCACGUCCCGGUCUCCUCCUCAACCAAUGAGAUAGAGGGGGCGGUCCAGAACAGAGCAGCAUCAUCCAAUCAGCAGGGGCUAACCCAGUCUGUGUACACCCUCCCACUGCACAACCACCAAUCACAGCAAAGCGGAGGCUCGGAGGUGGUGAAGGUGCAUGUGCAGCACCCCCUAGAGGCCAGCGUGAAUAUACACCAGGUGCAGCGUGUGAGAGAGGGGCCAGCACAGGGGCAGAGGCAGGGGCAGGGUGAUGUCAUCGCGGACAGGAGGGCACCGGUGCCCAGGAUCCAAGCUCAGACCAUCCGAGGAGACUCCAGCUACUCUGAGUCAUCCGGAUUUGGAUACUGCUUCCAAGAAGUCCGGAACGGCCAGUGUAGCUCUCCUCUGCCUGGACUGAGGACCCAGGAGAUCUGCUGUCGAGGUCAAGGGAAGGCCUGGGGGAUCAGCGAGUGUGCCCUGUGCCCAUCCAACCAGGGGAGCGGUGCCAGUGUGGAUGGAGGCUGUCCCAAGGGUUUCGAGAGGAUCAAUGGGACCCAGUGUGUGGAUGUUAACGAGUGCUCCCUGCCCAGGUUCUGUCAGAAUGGGGAAUGCAUCAACACCCGGGGAAGCUACAGCUGUGUCUGCAAGACAGGCUACAUACUGGAUGCUUCUCAAGGACGCUGCAUUUCCCAGCUGGUGAUCUCUGAGUCGAAGGGGCAGUGUUAUCGCAUCCUGAAAACGGGGUUCUGCUCGCUGCCCAUCCUAAGGAACAUCACCAAGCAGAUCUGCUGCUGCAGCAGAGUGGGCAAAGCCUGGGGCCGGGCCUGUGAGAGGUGCCCACCCUUCGGAUCAGAGCAAUUUAAAGAGAUUUGCCCAGCAGGGCCAGGUUACCACUACUCAGCUUCCAGUGUUAAAAUCAACCAGGAGCGGCAAACUGCAGUGGUGCCCCCUAGAGACCAAACACCCCCUCUGACUGCCAAUGUGGGCCACGAGAGAGAAGAGAGGCCAGUGCAACCACUGCAACCAGAGCACCCAGUACAACCAGUAAGACCAGUGCAGACAUUCACCGUCUCCACCACAACCCGCGCUGCCACGCGUGCCCCAGAGGUGCGAGUAUGUGACCUGAACCCCCAAAUCUGUGGUGCAGGGCGCUGUCUGAAGCAGCGAGGAGGAGCCUACACCUGUCUCUGCAACCAGGGCUACCACAUCAGCCCCCAGCAGACACGAUGUGUGGAUGUGGACGAGUGCAGCCUGAGCCCGCGGCCCUGCAUGAACGGUCAGUGUGAGAACACGGCUGGGAGUUACCGAUGCCUGUGUCCAUCUGGGUUUAGACUGGGGCUGCAAGGAGCCAGCUGCACAGAUAUAGAUGAGUGCCGGCAGUCCCCCGGCCCCUGCACUAACGCACGUUGUGAGAACACACCUGGCAGCUACAGGUGUGUCUGCGCUGCUGGAUACCAGCUGGACCCCCAGGGAGCUGAGUGCACAGAUAUCAACGAGUGUGAGAAUGCUGUAACCUGCCCUGGUCAGGAAUGUGUUAACUCCGCUGGCUCCUUCCAGUGUGUGCCCUGCCAGCCUGGUUACCAGCUAAAGAACGGCAGAUGCACAGAUGUGGACGAGUGCAGCCUGAGCCCGCGGCCCUGCAUGAACGGUCAGUGUGAGAACACGGCUGGGAGUUACCGAUGCCUGUGUCCAUCUGGGUUUAGACUGGGGCCGCAAGGAGCCAGCUGCACAGAUAUCGACGAAUGCCGCCUAAUGCCACGGCCUUGCUCCAUUGGUCAUUGUGAGAACACAGCAGGCAGCUAUAGAUGUGUGUGUCCCACCGGCUACAGACUGAACCCACAGGGAAGCCAGUGCAUUGAUAUAGAUGAGUGCCAGCAGUCCCCCGGCCCCUGCACUAACGCACGUUGUGAGAACACACCUGGCAGCUACAGGUGUGUCUGCGCUGCUGGAUACCAGCUGGACCCCCAGGGAGCUGAGUGCACAGAUAUCAACGAGUGUGAGAAUGCUGUAACCUGCCCUGGUCAGGAAUGUGUUAACUCCGCUGGCUCCUUCCAGUGUGUGCCCUGCCAGCCUGGUUACCAGCUAAAGAACGGCAGAUGCACAGACGUUGAUGAGUGUCUGGGCUCGUUAGUCUGUGGUACUAAUGGGCAGUGCGUGAACACAGAUGGCUCCUUCAGCUGUGACUGCAAGAUCGGAUUCAGGUCGGACAGCAGUCGGCGCCAGUGCAGCGAUAUCAAUGAGUGUCUGGAAGGGGACUUCUGUUUCCCACACGGCGAAUGCCUCAACACUGAAGGGUCAUACAGCUGUCUGUGUUCCGAGGGAUACAAAGCCACCCCAGACGGAGGCUCCUGUAUAGAUGUGGAUGAGUGUGCCAGGCCGGAGCUCUGCCAGGAUGGCAGUUGUACCAACACCCAGGGCUCCUUCGAGUGUGUGUGCCAACCUGGCUUUGCCACCAACCCAGAAAAGACUGCCUGCCUUGACGUUGAGGAGUGUGCAGAGUCGAGGGGAGCUGUGUGUGGACCCCGCCGUUGUGAGAACACCAUCGGCUCCUUCCAUUGCAUCACUUCCUGUGAACCCGGCCACAGGGCCACUGCCAGCGGGGACUGUGUGGACAUUAACGAGUGUGUGAAUGACACUGUCUGCGGUGACCAUGCCUUCUGCCAGAACCUGAUUGGCUCAUACCAGUGUCUGUGUGACCAGGGCUAUGAGGCGGGGCGAAAUGGGCGGAGCUGUGUGGAUGUGAACGAGUGUGACAGCAUGCAGGGUGCCUGUGGGGCAGCGCGCUGUGAGAACGUGGAGGGCUCCUUCCUCUGUAUCUGCGGCCAGGACAGUGAGGAGUUUGACCCCCGCACGGGACAGUGCAUCAGCCGGGAUGGGGAAGCCCAGAGGUUUCCCAGCAGUUCUGGGGGAGUAUAUCGACCAGACCCCUCCCCUCCGCGCAGCGAUGUCAGAGAAUGCUACUACAACAUCCAUGAUGCAAACGUGUGCCAGAACAUACUGACACGCAACGCAACCCUACAGGAGUGCUGCUGCACUGUGGGGGAGGGCUGGGGGGAGAACUGUCAGCUGACUGCCUGCCCGGCACCUGGGACAGCUGAAUACCAGUCUGUGUGUCCCAGCGGAAAGGGAUAUCUGACCUCUGCUCCAGGCUCCUUCAGUUACAAGGAUGUAGAUGAGUGCACACUGUUCAGUUCUGAAGUGUGUAAGAAUGGUGUGUGUGUGAACACGAUCCCAGGAUACUCCUGCUACUGUCCCAACGGAUACUACUACGACCAAACGCAACUGGAGUGUGUGGAUAACGAUGAGUGCUUGGAGGAGGAAUCCUGUCUGGGAGGGAGCUGUGUCAACACUAUGGGCUCAUAUUACUGUUCCUGUAACCCCCCUCUCAUCCUGGAUGCAGCCCAGCGAGAGUGUGUCGCCAACAUCAGCCAGUCUGCCGAUGAAAACCUGGCAUACUGCUGGCAGGAGUUAGGAGACGGUUAUAUCUGCAACCGGCCCUUGCUGGAUAGGCAGAUCACUUACACAGAGUGCUGUUGCCUGUAUGGACUGGCCUGGGGUAUAGAAUGUGCACUCUGCCCCACCCGAGACUCAGAUGAUUACGAAGCCCUGUGUAAUGUCUUGAGACCCCCGGCUUACGGACCCCCUGUCGGGCCCUACGCUGGGGAAUAUGGACCAGACUUUGGGGGGGACUACGAGCCUCCAUAUGGUCCAGACACCUUCGCUGAACCCCCUCCACGAGGCAGAACCCCAGACUAUCUCAGACCCGGGGGGUUUGAAGACUACCCCCCCCGUGGGGGACAGGUGCCAAGCUACGGGUCCCGUUCUCGCUCUCCGGCUUCAUACAGACCACAGGAGGGCCCGUACGGACGCCGCGGCCCUGGUCAGAGCUACGAUCUGGGGGAUUUUGAGUCUGACCUGCCCUAUGUACCCCCUGAAUCAGAGCCCAGACCCCCUUUUGGCAGAGCGGACUCCCUGAUAGAACCCUCUUAUGAAUCCCGUCAAGGGAGGUACAGAUCCCUGAGCCCCCAGCCUGUUGGACCCCCCUUUGAGCCAGACGAGCCCUCUGCCCCCUGGCUGCAGUACAGACCAAGAGAGGCAGCCCCCUACCCGGAGUACCCUGACCGGCCACUGGGGGGCAUCAGGAGAGAGACCUAUGAGAGCAGAUACGAGUCGUACGAGGGCCUGAGCGCGGAGGAGUGUGGGAUACUGCGCGGCUGUGAGAAUGGCCGCUGCAUCCGCGUGCCGGAGGGCUAUACCUGUGACUGCUAUGAUGGCUACCACCUGGACAUGACUACAAUGACCUGCAUAGAUAUAAACGAGUGCGAUGAGGCAGACGACCCCUCCACCCUGUGUGUGAACGGACAGUGUCUGAACACAGACGGCUCCUAUCAGUGUGUGUGCUUCCGUGGCUUUGUGAUGUCAAGACAACGUAAUUACUGCAUCCCAGCACGACCACGGCAGUGAGGGAAGAGAACGCAACACACACUCACACACACUCACACACACCCACACUCACAUACACUCUACACUCACAUACACUCACACACCAAAGAUUUCUGACUUAACUGUUUCCAACCAUGUUCAUUGAACAGGGUAUAUUUUUUAUUCAGAUAUGAUAAACAGGCCAGGGAGGUAUUUAUUUUUGUGAAUAUUUAAAUGAGGAAUUUUUUUUUUUUUGCAAUGACAUUAAGCAGGAAUUUUGUACCAUGUGAAUAUAUAUACAACUUGACUUUAAAAAAAUUAAUGAAAAUAAAAAGAUCAGCAUUCUGUAUUUUUUCUUUGCAUUGGUAAACUAAUAAUAAUAAUAAUAAUAAUAAUAAUAAUAAUAAUAAUAAUAAUAAUAAUAAUAAUAAUAAUAAUUACUAUAGACUGUACAAUGUGCAGAACUUUUGGCCUGUCCAUUAGUACAAAUUAGACCAAUGUGCCUAUUAUCAUUAUUUCGUUUUUCAAAUUAAAUUUCACUUCAAAUUAAAUUUCACUUGCCUGUCACAGAGAUAUUUACUCAUGUUAAUUAACUUUUUCUUGUAAUUAUAUAUAUAAUAUAUAUAUAUAUAUAUAUAUAUAUAUAUAUAUAUAUAUAUAUAUAUAUAUAUAAUUACAAGAAAAAAGUUAAUUAACACAAAUAAAUAUAUCUGUGAUAGACAGCUAGAACUAAACAUUUUAACAUCGACAUAACAUCUGCUACAAAAACAAAGAAAAUGACAUUUCUUAUUCUUUGUUCUAUUUCUGUUACUCUUCCAAGUAACCAAGUACCAAGUAACACAAAAAACGACAGUAGUUUAUUUUUCUGUUACGUCCUUCUUCGAUUAAAUUCAAGGUUACUUUUUUUUUGUACUACUGCAACAUAAAAACUGUUCUUUUGACUUUGCUGUGACAAUUCUUUGACCCCACUUGACCUCCUGAACUAUCUAUGAGGUCAAAUCGGUUUGAGUUGGUUUACAGUGACUUUAAUUAAGCUAAUGAUGAAGUAAUUUGCUUUUUUUUUAUUGUUAUUUACUGGUUUUGAUUUGACUCAGAGAUUUGUUGCGCUAUAACAAUAUUUUAUUAAAAUGUUUUUCCAGAAGAUGCUAAGGAUUUGGGUGUACUGAACAAAAAAAUGUAAUCAGAAAAAUGUUUUUUUUUUUUUUUUUUAACAGUA
Messenger RNA from Acipenser ruthenus (sterlet), 7020 nucleotides. Its product is annotated as latent-transforming growth factor beta-binding protein 4. The transcript is spliced from 36 exons. NCBI's taxonomy places the organism in Eukaryota, Metazoa, Chordata, Actinopteri, Acipenseriformes, Acipenseridae. The record is from RefSeq and is a predicted model, not a curated record. Gene Ontology annotation, molecular function: calcium ion binding. Bases 285 to 5846 code for a protein of 1853 amino acids.